AUGGAAAAUCCCACAGUUCUCUCCGCCAGUAGCAGUGGAAGAAGAAGCAGCGCCUCUAAUUCGCCGGAAUUCGAGUUCUGGAUGGUCAGAAAUCCCUCUUGCCCUGAAACCUUCCUUCAUUCUGCCGAUGAAUUGUUCUCCGGCGGUGUUCUCCUCCCCCUUCAGCAACUCAAUACCCGCAACUCCGACACCACCAUUAACCCUCCAACCAUAACCACCGUCGCCGACCUGAAUUCCGGACCCAUUUCCGACUCGGAAACCACAUUGGUCGCACCCAAACGAUGGAAAGAUAUGUUCAAGAAGAACUCAGUGAGUAAAGAGAAAGAGAAGAAAAAGAAUGAGAGAAAUGGUGGGACGGGUAUGGCGGAGCUGAAUAUAAAUUUAUGGCCAUUUUCGCGGAGCAGAUCGGCCGGGAACAGCGGGAGUAGGCCGCGAUCGCCGGCUAGCAACCGGAAAGUCAGUAGUGCGCCUUGCUCGAGGAGCAACUCCGCCGGAGAAUCCAAAUCUAAGAAGUGGCCGAGCAGCCCAAACCGUGGUGGGGUCCAUGUCGGUCGGAGUAGCCCGGUGUGGCAGAUCAAGAGAGUCGGGUCGGGUCGGAGUUUACACGACAACUUAGUUCGCGUUGCUGCUGAAAAGGGUGCUUUCAAAAAGGAAAAACCCGAAUCUCGCCGGAGCAAGAAGACUACGGCCGGCGCAAAGGCUAAGGUGUUAAACCUGAAGGUUCAGACAUGUAUCGGUUACCGCCACCAUUUGAGUUGUAGGAGUGACGAAAUUCAAGAAGACAAAACCGUACGUGUCGCCGGAGUAGAAAUCCGCAGCAGCGGCAUUCUUCCCGGCGGUGAAGGUCCAGGUGGGAGUAAUCUGUCGAAUUUGAGAAAUCUGUUCGCCAAAAAAGUGUAUUAAUUAAUUUGAUAAAAAGAAAAAUGGUAUUUUAGUGAUUUAUUGUUAUGUAAGUAUUGAUGUCUUGUUGUGAUGUAUCAUGCACAUGAGUCUUUUAUUUGUGAUGUAUCAUGCACAUGAGUCUUUUAUCGAUUAAAAUGUUGUACAUUAAGGUACUAC
Cynara cardunculus var. scolymus (artichoke) is the source of this 1059-nucleotide messenger RNA. RefSeq lists its product as uncharacterized. The record is from RefSeq and is a predicted model, not a curated record. Bases 1 to 903 code for a protein of 300 amino acids. The transcript has 2 exons. NCBI's taxonomy places the organism in Eukaryota, Viridiplantae, Streptophyta, Magnoliopsida, Asterales, Asteraceae.